UUACGGAGGCUCUUUACCGGAACGGAUUGCUAAAUUACGUUUACAGUCUGUGGUCUCUCUUCUCAGAUUUAUUCUGUGGUUUAUCAUCGGAAGCGUUGGAGUGGAGAUUUCACGUGGAAUUAGUGAACAAUUCGGUUGUGAGAGUUUUAUAUACAGGAAAAAUAAUUAUAACAUACAGAAAAUGUGGCGUGCGUUACUGCCGACUCUUUUACCAUUAUUGGUAACUGCAAAACUGGAUUGUUCCAGAACAGAAUACAAUAGAUGCGUAAGGAUUGCAGAUCCUUUGGUGAAGGAAGUACAUCUAGUUUUUCCCGAUAAUCUUAAUGACAUCGAUCAAGUUUGUAAUACUUGGAAUCGAUUUGUGGAUUGUUUGAAAACGUAUACGGAUGAGUGCUUCACCGAACAACAAAGAAAACAAUUUAACAGAGCAGUGGAAAGUCCCAUUGAGAGCGUACAUGAAAUGUGUACCCAACCCAGUUAUCAAAAAGAAUAUCUUCGAUAUGCUCCAUGUAUCAAGGGAACUAUUGUACAAAGAUUACAUUGCGGACCUCAAUAUAACCUGUUGGUGGAUCAAGUGGAACAAGGCGAUAUCAUUUCGAAAUCUACAUUAUGUUGUUCACACGACAGAUUUAAGCAGUGCGUUUACCGAGAAACUAGAAGACUCUGUGAUAGGGGUAUGGCUGAUGGUCCAGCUACUCGGUUUGCCACUCAGAUAAUAGAUAAAGCUCUACGAUUUCUACAAGAGCAAUGUGUCAACUAUAUUCCUAAUUCUGGAGACUGCACAAUCCACCUUACAGACCCUUACGCAGAUCGAACUGAUUCUAUGGUGAUAUCAACUUCAUCUAGUGAGGCUCAACCUUGGAGCACGUUUCAAGAUUUAAGACCAAAGGAAGAUUUUCCAAGUAGUAUCGGCCCAACGAAAGUUCCAUUUAGUCCUUCUAGAGCACCAUUUUCAUCACCAAAAUUUCCUUCUACUUUUCCUUGGAGCUUCUCAAGCUCCCCUACCAGUCCAAGUUAUUCAACAUAUAGUACUAACGAUUUCUUAGGGUCUAGAACUCGUCCAGGAAUAUAUGGAAGAGCUAGUUGGAGUGAAGGAAGUUCAGCGUUACCAGCUAAUACCGUCCAAAUGUUUCCCGAUGUUUCUUCAACGAAAUCAACUAGGCCGGAUUGGGGUAGCUCUUUAGCAUGGAGUACCAGACAAGGAAGUACCAGUCCAAGUACAAUUUCAACUACGAGGAGAAAUUUUUCUCCAUCUUGGAGCACACAGGAAGUGACUUCGGAAACGUGGUAUCCCGCAGCUGGUAAUCAAAUAAGUAAUGAAGUAGAUGAACCAAAUCAACUCGGGUUGCAAAAACCUAAAAAUUCUGUUAAUAAAUUAUAUCCGUUAGCUUUAGUUUUACUCAUUUUCAUAAGUAGUUCAAUACAUUUAGUUUAGUUAAUUAAUAAGCAGUUGACGUAAUAAAUAUGUCUCAA
This is a messenger RNA of Diorhabda carinulata, 1473 nucleotides long. RefSeq lists its product as uncharacterized. The transcript is spliced from 7 exons. The coding region runs from base 182 to 1435 and encodes 417 amino acids. Lineage: Eukaryota; Metazoa; Arthropoda; Insecta; Coleoptera; Chrysomelidae. The record is from RefSeq and is a predicted model, not a curated record.